This is a messenger RNA of Tetrahymena thermophila SB210, 525 nucleotides long. RefSeq names its product cation channel family protein. The record is from RefSeq and is a predicted model, not a curated record. The transcript has 2 exons. NCBI's taxonomy places the organism in Eukaryota, Ciliophora, Oligohymenophorea, Hymenostomatida, Tetrahymenidae.
AUGCUUUAAUAUCUCUAAGCAUAGCAGGAGGCUAAAGAUGACUCAAAAAUUAAAAACGAUAUAAAAUCUAAAACAAUUUAAUAGCAAUUUAAUUAGAAAAAAAAUAAAAAUUUACAUUUUCAAUAGUUUGAUAUUGAUCCAUUUGUAUUUGAGGUAACUCCUACUAGAAUAUAUUAAGAUUUGAUUCACUAAGAAAAUGAAGAAAACUAUGUUAGCGGUAGAGAUUUAAAUGAUACUUGCUUAGAAAUCAGUAGAAACUAAAAAGGUCAUCAUGCUACUAAAACUGAUUGUAAUAACAUGAACGAAGUAUAGCCACUAAACUCUACUAUUUUUCCUAAAAUUAAUCUUUUCGAAAAAUAAAAAGAGAAUCAAAAGAUGGAAUAUGUUCAAGAACAAUACAAUAAUAAUUUUUAAAAAAAGUAAAUCUAAUCUUCAUCAGAAUAAGAUAUAUGCGAUUAAGAGUUAUUAGACAAGUACAGUGAGAACAAUCGUUUAAAGAAGGAGAAGUAGCAAACUCUAAAUUGA